Hyposmocoma kahamanoa is the source of this 2596-nucleotide messenger RNA. RefSeq lists its product as uncharacterized. NCBI's taxonomy places the organism in Eukaryota, Metazoa, Arthropoda, Insecta, Lepidoptera, Cosmopterigidae. The record is from RefSeq and is a predicted model, not a curated record. The transcript has 10 exons. Gene Ontology annotation, cellular component: Cul4-RING E3 ubiquitin ligase complex. Gene Ontology annotation, biological process: protein ubiquitination. Bases 1 to 2382 code for a protein of 793 amino acids.
AUGGAUUCUUUGGCGAAAGAACCUGAUAAAUAUGAUUUUUCCCGUAAAAUUGACUGUGAUAAAGCAUUUUGCAACGUUCCGCAAUCCGCAUUUAAUAGUGCCAAUAUUGUACAAAAGUUAUUUAACAGAGAGGUACUAGGUUCAACAUCAAGGAAAAUAAAUGACAGGGGUCGCAAGAUCUUCGAGCGAAUCCCGGCGCGGCAGAGGUUCUGCCUCAAGGACAUUGUGCCCCGAUCCUACCUAAGGGGUCAUGUGUUCAUGGGCUUGUCUCAAUGUGGGCAAUUCCUUCUCAGUUUCACAUACAGCUUCACCCCUUUGGCACUAUUUAGAGAGAGCUCUAAAUACACUUUCCACUUCCUAUCAUACGUGCCCGGGCGUAAAGUGCGCAAGGUACACAGUGUUCCCUUGUUUGGUGACGAGCCAGUCGAGUCCAAACUCAGUAUAUCCAUUGAGCAAUGGAAACACAACCCAGGCGUGCUUGUUGUGUACGGGAUUGCUGAUUCAUGUUCAGAAAGGUCAUGUCUCAGCGUCAUUGGUGUACCAAGACUGGGAUGUAAGAAAUGCGCUGCUUAUUCCAGAAGUGAAGAGGAACUUACAAUGGGCCAAAGGUGUUUGGAACACAAUUUCGCAAUACACACUAAGUUCUUCUGCACGUCAGACUCUAGUAUGUACGAACCCGUUGUCCAACUAGCAUACUCCAACCAAAUCAUCAUAUAUACGGAUUUCAUUCACAUCCUUGAAAUAGAUUUCGUAAAGCCUGAUCAAGAUAGAAACGAAGCGAAUGAAGAUAAUAAAUCUACCUUAGAUAGGGAGGAAAUAAAUUCAAUAGACAUGAACCCAAGUACACCCGCGUCAGACGUUUCGGCCGCUUUCCAGUCCCCAAAGUAUCAAAACAACGUUGUCCAAAACAUUCUUGCUGAUUUUUCUGACUUGGAAUAUGAGCCGUACCAGAUGUCGAGGCCUGUGAAAUUGCCUGAUGUUAUGGGACAAGAGUUAUGCAUUCAGGCUUCGUCAAUAUCACACAACUUGGUCGAGGAGUGGGAGGGACCAUCACCAUCCAUAAGGACCUUGAUAAGUCCACCACUAAGGUCACCAAGACGACGACCUGCCGAAAGCAUGUCUCGGUUCAACGAGGCGCACAGAAUAAACGCUGAGAAGGCUUACGAAUUUGUCGAAGAGACUGAAACGAAAUGUGAGAAGUUGAGUAUGUUUAGGAAACGACGUUUAGCUGAUAAAAAGUACGAAUUUUCUGAAGACAACAACGAGAAUAUAGUCCCUUUUAGAGUUUUAAGGAGUAAUAGGAAAUAUUUUAUCGGGUCAACGAGCAAGAAUCAGUCGCGGCGAGCGAAAUCCCCUCCAGUGGAAAGUGUGGUUUUGAGGACUCAUAACCAGAUAAGCAGGCCUCCUUCUCCAACUACAAGUUCAGAUUUGAAGAUCUCGAGUAGUUCUUUAGAGUGUGACGACAAAAGCGAAUCGGAGUAUAGGGUGACGGAAAUGCUGGACGACGGUUCUCUUAAAACUGUGUCAGUUCACGAUUCUACCUCAAAGACAUUGUCGGAUUGCCCUGUCAGUCCUCAAGACCCUUACUUGGUGCAUUCAGGGAAUUCGAAAUGCAGUAAAUUUUUCUCAAGAUACUUCGUCGAGAGUGACGAUGAGAUAACAUCUAUCAUCACGGAUUCGGAAGAUGACUGUAUAUCAGGAUACCAUGUGGCAUUGCAUCUCACAGCUCACGGUUCAGGCUACACUCCAUUACAAGCCGUAGGUGCUGGUGCUUGGGAAAGAAUUUGCUCAAAUCUCGGCUCGCCUCCUCCGUUGACAUUGAGGGCACAACAGAGGUCGCUGGAUACAGAGCUGUUAUGCAACGAAGUAUGCGGAAGACUGUGCAAGAUCAAUGGAAAGAAGUUUAUCUAUUGUUUUGAUUGGGGAUGUCAUGUCAUUGACGUUUGCCAGUCCAGCGGAUGCUUGUCAGGGCUGUGCGCAAUGUGGCUGUGGGGCAGCGACGACACCGGUGAAGUGGCGGAGUGCGACGCCUGCAAGGACGUCAGCGCCGGCUGCUUGCCGCACCGCAGGCAGUACGCCGCCGAGUGUCUGUUUGUAUGGGACCUAGUCAGUGGAGUGUACAGGACAGAGAGGGUAGCCAUGACGGAGGAUGACAGCCAGGAGGGAUCCAGGAUGUCUGGUGCCGACCGAGCGAGGGAAUUGGCGAAGAAGCUAGGGCCGAUCAAUAUGCCUCCUGGCAACGAGAACAGGUUGCUUACAACCGUCACAGGUCGGUCACUCCGCAAGUUAACAGACUUAGAAAACUGCAUUGAGAUCACAAAAAACCAUUCCGACAGCUCCGAAUCCGAAUCAGAAGCCGAAGAAGACAGCGAUUCUGACUGAUUCCUUACGAUCACUGUGAGUGAGUUUACCAUUUCUUUGCGAGGUAUUUGUGUUUACAUUGACUCAUAACUCAUGCGGAUGCGUUGUAACAGAGUAUAGGUUUUGCUGUAAGAAGAGGUUAGGCUAUAAGAUAGUGGUUUAUCUUUAAAUGAACAGGAACUUGUUGUGCUGUGUUUACAAUGCGUUUAAUUACCAAGCACAUAUUGUAAAAGUA